Molecule: messenger RNA, 1438 nt
Organism: Ipomoea triloba (trilobed morning glory)
Lineage: Eukaryota; Viridiplantae; Streptophyta; Magnoliopsida; Solanales; Convolvulaceae
Product: protodermal factor 1
Exons: 5
Coding region: 288-1184 (298 amino acids)
Source: RefSeq, a predicted model, not a curated record
GUAAAAAUCAGAGAAAUGUACAUCUAAGGAAGCUACCGUAUUUGGAUAUUAAAAUGCACAAGUCAUAAAUUACUCAUGAUGAUACCAUGGGAAUGGGCUACCUGCAUGCUCUAAGUUAUGGUUGCAUUUAGUACGUGUUGCGUUGAGGAGUACAGUACAGUUGCUGUCAUUUGAGCAUAAUUUUGUACAGCCUGGGGAAAAUGCCACUGUGCUUAACAACAAAAGGCCGACAGAUAGAGGAAGUGAAGUUGAAAGCUGUGAAGCAAACAGGAAAUGUUUAAAGAUUGAUGAGAAUGGAGAGAAGCAGCAGACAGGGUUCUCUCCUCCUGUGGGCUACAAUGGCUGCUUUGCUCUCUCACAAUUUGGUCCUCAUUCCUGCCAUUUCCGCCGCUUCUCUCAAUGACCAAAAGAACUAUUAUUCUCCUCCUGAUCCCAAUAUUGGAACUCCUUCCACUCCCUCAGGUUCUCAUGGUUCCGGCGGUCACCAUGGAGGAUCAUCUUCUCACCACCACGGAGGAUCGUCCUCUCACCACGGAGGUGGUGGUAGCUAUGGAGGCGGUAGUCCACCCUCAAACUGCGGCAGCCCGCCGCAUCAUGGUGGAGGUCAUCACGGCGGCGGCGGCGGUUACUAUAGCCCUCCGACCACACCUUCCACCCCAACCUACACUCCAACUCCAACUACUCCGACCAUACCCGACAUCCCAACCCCCACCACCCCCGAUACCCCAACCCCCAUUGUUGACUCCCCACCGACUCCAAUCGUCCCAUCUCCCCCAUUUGGCUUAGAACCAAGCACACCCCCCUUCGGAUUCGACCCAAACUCACCACCUUUCACCUGCGAUUACUGGAAGAGCCACCCUGGAUUGAUAUGGGGGUUGGUGGGUUUCUGGGGAACUGUGGGCGGUGUAUUUGGGGUGGCCAGCGUUCCUGCUGGGGGGUUUGGAACCAACCUCAAUUUGUUGCAAGCACUUUCCAACACCAGAAACGAUGGCUUUGGGGAGCUUUACAGGGAAGGCACUGCUUCUUUGCUCAACUCCAUGCUUAGCACCAACAGGUUUCCUUACACCACCCAACACGUCAGGGACAGCUUUGGCGCAGCUCUCAGUUCAAACACCGCCGCCGCAGCUCAGGCCAGGCUGUUCAAGUUGGCCAAUGAGGGUCGCCUCAAGCCUAGAUCACUCUGAUCCGGCCUAUUAUUAUUAUUAAUAUAAGAGUCUUGUAAUUUAAUUUUCAUCACUGUAUGUCAGUUUCUUCAUUGCAUUGUAUUGUUUCAGCCUAGCUAGCUUCAUUUCAUCAUCGAAUUUCCUUUAUUAUUUUGAAUAUGUAUGCAAUAUGAGAUAGAUCAGAUGGAGUGAGUCAUCAUGUCUAUCAAUUUCCAUUUAAUUAAUUAAUGCAUGCAUGUAUCUUACACAUUUAUAUAAGUAGUCAACACUACCUA